Molecule: messenger RNA, 1563 nt
Organism: Cyprinus carpio (common carp)
Lineage: Eukaryota; Metazoa; Chordata; Actinopteri; Cypriniformes; Cyprinidae
Biological process (GO): DNA integration
Molecular function (GO): nucleic acid binding
Source: RefSeq, a predicted model, not a curated record
GUCGUAUUUACUGGAAAGGUGGGAUUGACCGACUGCUCCGCCAAUGACGAAAGCGCACAGGAUACGCAAACAGAGGAUGCACGGAUCUCUGGCCAGGCGGUCCCGUCUAGAGCUGCAAGAACCACGUCCAUGGCUGGGAGAGAGGAUGUCCUUCGGGAGGAGUUACUUGAGCGGCUGCAGUCUAGAGUGCAGCAAGCACUUUCAAGACAACCUGUCGAUUUGGACUUCCUCGAGUUUGUCUGCAACAAUGAAUUAAUUUUAAUUCAGUCUUUUGCUGAUCAGAUACACAUUGGCACUGACAUUUUGCAGCAGUUAAACCAUUUGUUGGAGCUGGUCCAAGCUGCAGUUGAAAACAAUCCAGCUGUGUCACAUUUAGACACCUCUGUGGGGUUAAGAGGAGGACCCAGGCUGAUUAUACAGAGAGAUCAGUUGCAUUACUUACUAGAAGCACAAUUCUCAGUACCCUGUAUAGCUCAGUUGUUAGGGGUAUCACAACGCACUAUAUUCCGUAGGAUGGAGGAAUAUGGACUAAGUGUGACAGGAUGCUACAGCACCAUGACUGACUCAGAACUUGAUAACAUGGUGAGAGCUAUAAAAACCCAGAUGCCCAAUGCAGGGUACAGAAAUGUGAAGGGACAGCUCAUGGCAAUGGGUAGCCGUGUGCAGUGGGAGAGGAUAAAGGCAUCGAUGCAUCGUGUGGAUGCCGCUGGAGUUCUUUCCCGACUUGCACAACUUGGCUGCAUUGUGCGAAGAUCAUACUCAGUUCGAGGUCCCCUUGCGCUGGUGCAUGUUGACACCAACCAUAAACUUAUCAGGUACAACCUGAUAAUAUUUGGUGGAGUUGAUGGAUUUUCCAGAAAGGUCCUGUAUUUGGAUGCAGCAACUAACAACCGUGCCAGUACAGCAUUCUCCUUUUUCUUUGAGGCCACCCAGCUCCAUGGUGUUCCAUCAAGGGUUCGCGGAGAUCAAGGAGUUGAAAAUUUGGACAUCGCCUACUUCAUGUUUGCGAGACGUGGAACCGGCCGAGCUAGCUUUAUCUCGGGAAAAAGUGUACACAAUCAAAGAAUCGAACGGAUGUGGCGAGACGUGUGGAUGGCUGUCACCUGCAUCUUUUAUGAUGUGCUUCACACACUGGAGGAAGAUGGUUUCCUGGAUAUUUCCAACACGGUGCACCUUUUCUGCGUGCAUUAUGUCUUCUUACCUCGCCUUCGAGCAGCAUUACACAUCUUUGCAGCAGGUUGGAAUAGCCAUCCCCUCAGGACAGAGGGAAACCACACUCCACAGCAGCUCUGGCAUAUGGGGCAACUCAACACUCCAGAGGAAGAGGAAAAUCUUGAGGAACUGCAAAACCCAGAACUACAUUGGGAGGAUGCCCUGAUGACCCCUGAGACCUCUGUCAGUGGAGUUCAGGUCCCAGAAUUUGAGGUGCCUCUGGCUGAUGAAGAUCUGGCAGCACUUCAGUCUGCAAUUGACCCUCUAACUGAUUCAGAUUCAAAUGGCUGUGACCUUUAUAUCGAGGUGCUAAACUUUGUUAGACUAAACACUUCAACACCCAUUGAUUAG